This is a messenger RNA of Metarhizium album ARSEF 1941, 1263 nucleotides long. RefSeq names its product Selenium binding protein (SBP56). The coding region runs from base 1 to 1263 and encodes 420 amino acids. Lineage: Eukaryota; Fungi; Ascomycota; Sordariomycetes; Hypocreales; Clavicipitaceae. The record is from RefSeq and is a predicted model, not a curated record. Gene Ontology annotation, molecular function: protein binding. The transcript is spliced from 10 exons.
AUGCAUUGGCGCAAGGCACAAAGCAUUAGCCCUUCCAAUGCGCCCCCUUUGCCUAUUCUCCAAGUGGUGACCCCUCUGGUCGACAGCCCGCCCUUUGGAGUGUCCAACAUUAAGCCCAACAAGAUUGGCCACUUCUGGACCGGUGCCGGCGACAAUAACCACAAGGACUUCCUGGUGACUGACACAUUUGGGACUAUUAUUCACAUCUCGGAUGUUCCUACAAGUGGCAACUCUCCUCAUCACUUGGGUUCCUCCUUGGACGGAAAGACGCUGGUUGGCGGUGGAUUGCUGUCUCUGCUCAAGACGCAAGAUACUGCGUUCUACUGGGAUUCCAGUGAUCCCCAUCACCCCAAGUUCUCUCACAGUAACCGGGCUCUGCUGAGUUCCAUCACUGACGAGAUUCGAGCCAAGCCAGAAGGCGGAUUCUUCAUCACCUACAUGGGUAGCGCUGUGGGAAGCUCACCGGGACGCCUUGUCGAGACUGACGCCAACGGUCACAUCAUCCAUGAGUGGCCAGAAGACGUCGAGGGAACUCUCAACGUUCUCGGUGAACAGUUCACGCCACAUGGCCUAAGCAUCGACUUCAAGAACAACAUUAUCCUCACCUCGGACUUUGUUGUUCCGCUCAGUAUUCUCAAACCCGUCUCGGUUCUGGGCAUCCAGAAGGCAAACACCAUUCCUCAUGGCAGUGGCAUCCAAGACGUAAAGUUUAUUCCUGGCAACAAAGAGAGCGCCGCCCUAGCAACGGCGGUCAACCCGGGCCAGGUCUGGAUUAUCUACCCUUUCCGAAAAGACUCCAACGGCAAGCAGGGCGUUGCCGAGCUUCUCUAUGAGCUCGGCGACAAGGCAAAGGACUCUGUGGCCAUUUACUCCGACAUUAGUGAUGACGGAAAGCUGGCAUACUUUACUCUCACGCUCGGUAACCAAGUCGCGGCUUCGGACAUUUCCGACCUGGAAAAUGUCAAGCGCCUUGACAACCCUGAUGAGACUCAGCCAAUUAUCGGGCCUCACUAUGUCAAGAUUUCCCCCGACAAGGAAAACCUUUUGGUCACCGGAUAUUUCGUCCAGGCAGGAGACAUUUCCGUCCUAAACACACCCGGAGACUACAAGGGCCACUGGAUCGACAUUCUUCCCGACGGCACACUGAGCUUCAACAGAACCAUCGAGUUUGAAAAUAUCUUUACUAAGACCAGAGGCGGCGCUCGCCCUCAUAGUGUCGUCAUCUUCGACUUGACUGACCCCGCGAACCCGAGAUAUUACUGA